Messenger RNA from Penicillium malachiteum, 249 nucleotides. Its product is annotated as WD40 repeat-like protein. Bases 1 to 249 code for a protein of 82 amino acids. The transcript is spliced from 2 exons. NCBI's taxonomy places the organism in Eukaryota, Fungi, Ascomycota, Eurotiomycetes, Eurotiales, Aspergillaceae. The record is from RefSeq and is a predicted model, not a curated record.
AUGUCUGCGCCUGGUGGCGGUGCUCCAAGCCCCGUCCCUAGAGGCGGCAGCAUGGGUCCUGGGAACAACAUGAAUGCCCAGCAGCCUAUUCCAGGUGGUGCUCCAAUGCACCAUCAGCCACCUACUCCAGGGCCACCCCCACCCUCCACUGGUGCUAUGUCUCAGCAAAACCUUAACCAAAUUUCGCCCUUUGCCACAAAGAAUCCAUCUUCUGGGGACCCCCAGACACCAGUUGAUGAUGCCCGUUAA